Messenger RNA from Diceros bicornis minor, 1035 nucleotides. RefSeq names its product G protein-coupled receptor 82 (gene GPR82). Gene Ontology annotation, molecular function: G protein-coupled receptor activity. Lineage: Eukaryota; Metazoa; Chordata; Mammalia; Perissodactyla; Rhinocerotidae. Gene Ontology annotation, biological process: G protein-coupled receptor signaling pathway. The coding region runs from base 1 to 1011 and encodes 336 amino acids. Gene Ontology annotation, cellular component: membrane. The record is from RefSeq and is a predicted model, not a curated record. The transcript has a single exon.
AUGAGUAACAACGCAACAUGUAUUCAACCAUCCAUGAUCUCCUCCAUGGCUCUACCGAUUAUUUAUACGUUCCUUUGUAUCAUUGGUCUCUUUGGAAAUUCUCUCUCUCAAUGGGUAUUUUUAACAAAAAUAGGUAAGAAAACAUCAACGCACAUCUACCUGGCACAUCUUGUGACUGCAAACUUACUUGUGUGCAGUGCCAUGCCUUUCAUGGGUAUCUAUUUCCUGAAAGGUUUUCAAUGGGACUAUCGAUCUGCACAAUGCAGGGUGGUCAAUUUUUUGGGAACUCUAUCCAUGCAUGUAAGUAUGUUUGUCAGCCUCUUAAUUUUGAGUUGGAUUGCCAUCAGCCGCUAUGCUACCUUAAUGAAAAAGGAUUCCAUACAAGAGACCCCUUCGUGCUACGAGAAAAUAUUUUAUGGCCAAUUACUGAAAAAAUUUCGCCAGCCCAACUUUGCUAGAAAACUGUGUGUUUACAUAUGGGGAGUUGUACUAGGCAUAAUUAUUCCAGUUAUCAUAUACUACUCAGCUGUAGAGGCUACAGAAGGAGAAGAGACUCUGUGCUACAAUCGGCAGAUGGAACUAGGAGCCGUGAUCUCUCAGACUGCAGGCCUCAUUGGAACUACAUUUAUUGGAUUUUCAUUUUUAGUAGUACUAACAUCAUACUACUCUUUUGUCAGCCAUCUGAGAAAAAUAAGGACCUGUACAUCCAUUACAGAGAAAGAUUUGACUUACAGUUCUGUGAAAAGGCAUCUUUUGGUCAUCCAGAUUCUACUAAUAGUUUGCUUCCUUCCUUAUAGCAUUUUUAAACCCAUUUUUUAUGUUCUACACCAAAGAGAGGACUGUCAGCAACUGAAUUAUUUAAUCGAAAUAAAAAACAUCCUCACCUGUCUUGCAUCAGCCAGAAGUAGCACAGACCCCAUUAUAUUUCUUUUUUUAGAUAAAACAUUCAAGAAGACACUAUAUAAUCUCUUUACAAAAUCUGAUUCACCCCAUAUACAACCCUAUAGCUGACUUCUGAAUGGAAACCACCACCAA